AUGGUGAAGAUCAGAACAAAGUGGCAACCCUGUGACUUUGAUCAGGUUCACACACCCCUGUCUAUAUCGAAACAGAGUUUACCAGAAUCAAAUGUGGAAGCAGCAAACGUACAAGAAGAGGAAUUUUACUUUGAUGCGAUAAAAGUAAUCGAUUAUCAGGUCCCAGUGAGUUCACCACCGACAUUGUCUCACCGGGAUAUGGCAAGGCCACCGCACGAGGAUCCUGAGUAUCAGAAGCAGCUUGCCAUGGAAGCAGGAUCCACAGUUAUUAAAGUUGUUGGAACACCUGCGGUAAGGCCUCCACAAACGUCAGUCCUGAAAAUAAUGAACAACGAGGGCCAGCUCUUGAAAUUUCAGGCAACAUCACUUCCCUCAGGGGGAAAUACCGGAAAACACCGCAAGCCGACAAAAUCACAACAUCGUUACGUAUCACCAAGUGGUAGUCUCCUAGCCCUAUCAACUGGUGAUAAAAUAAUCUCAAAAUCGCGACGUGGACGUAACGAGGUGAAAAAAUGCCGUAAACGUCACGGUAUGGAGGGAAGGCUCGACUGGUGUACGCAGUGUAAAUGGAAAAAGGCCUGUACUCGUUACGUUGUCUAGAAACAAUGAUGAGAGCCUGUGAUGUGCACAGGUAUCCCAGCCUCGCUGAGUCAAUCCCAAAGUUUGCUAGUGUAAAAGAAUUACAAUGCGCUAACCGCCAGAUCAACUGCCAACGUACAACAAUAAAUAAAUGAGUGAAUUAUACAACAGUGAGACACGAUGACAGUACACAUACCAUGACGAUUACCUGUUGACUAUUGCACUGGGAUAUUAUUCGUCUGGUGAGCUCAAUACAGAGAGAGACAACAGCUGUAUCUUUAAUGUGUAUGCGAAAUCGUAAGGAGUCGACCAUAUUUGGACUCAAGUGUUUUUUCACUGUUGAUUCAUGGUAAUUGACACGUAAACGUGCUUGACUCUUCACGAAUUUUUUAAAUGUCUCUCGUUGAGAUUACAAAACCGUUAAUGAAAAAAGAAUAUAUAUAUUAAAGUAAAAAUGUAUGUUUCAACAUCGAGCUCUGGCAUGAACGUAAUUUCUGACACUUGUAAUUUUUUUUUUUCAUUUUUUUUUUUCAUUUUUCAUUUGAAUUGUGCAGCAUUCUGCGAUGGUAUUACGAUGACGAGAUUAUGGAAAAUUUUUAAUUAGUUCAGUUUCUGGUACUUAUCUCACUGCUAUCACAUGGAAAUUCGAAGGUGUACAUUAUUUUAUGUAGUUUAUUUAUUGAAUUUGUCAUUUGGAGGAGAUUUGAAUGUUUUGUGUUGAUGAAUAUGACGUUAAUUUUGUAAAUGCUAUCAGUUUAUUUUGAAGAUUGAUUUAUUGAUUGAAUUGUAUAUUAAUUUGAUGGAGAUUUUUGUGUCACUUGUGUCAGAAAUUCAGUCUAUGUCAGUAUGGAGAAGGGGAAAACCAUUUGAUCGGAGAAAAAUUGUGAUAUUUUAAACUAAAUCGAAGCUAAUUCUGUGAAACAUCUAAAAAAACGUGUUUUUAGGAGAAAAAAAAAAUAAUGUGCAAACUCAUGGAGAAUGGUAAUUCCCAUUCCCGACGAGGCGAAAUCCAAAAGAAACGAAUAAAUCAAUUCAAUAGAUUAAUUAUGUUGAUAACAAAAGAGAUAUAUGGGAGAGAAAACAUAAAACAAUAAACAACAUAAGUUGUAUACACCAAUAUUAUAUACUGCCAGAGAUGAAUAGUAAAUUUACUAGAACGAUUUUUCGUACAUCCCGGCGGGAGUCAUCGAUGAGCUCUCGUGUAAAGCCAAUUUUCCAAGAGAUUGUCAACAUUCAGAGAUUGAGAGAAUCAUGCCGAAGGUCUCGGCAAAUAAAAUUAUCAAUUUCCUUACUAAAAAAAACCCAAUAAUUGAAUUAAAUGCACAAUUUCUUCUCACCUUGUACCAUCAUGUACUAGAACAAUAUUAAAACCUACCAGGAAUUAUCCAAGUGUCUUUCAAUCAGGCAGUCGACCUUCCAUAUUAAAUUAUAAUUUAAUUACAAUAUAAUUAUAAUUUUCCAUGUGUUUGCCUAUUUUACAUUCAUUGUAUUUAUUGUUUAUUUACAACUGAAGCCCAAUUCAAGAAAAUUUUUAUGGCAUUCUUUUUUUAUGGGGAAUUAUCAAAUUUUUAAGAGCAUCGAGUAAUUUAUCGUUUAUUUAUCAUUUGAGAAUUUAUUGUCUUUUAUUUUCUCUAAAUCGUAAUUGCUCAUUGGUAUAAUUUGUUAUUAAAUUAACUGAGAUGCAAUGAUAUGGCACUCUUGAUAGGUUCGUUAAACAGUCGGGAUGAUUGAAAUGUGGCAGGUCAAGUCAAAUUUAUUUAUCUCUUUUACCAAUGGAAUGAAUGGAAAUUCAAUUCUUUCGAAGGGAAAUGAAUUGUUUUUUCGAAUUUACCUGACGACAAGUGAAUUAUCAUAAGGCAGGGGCAAACAUAAAUCUAUUUACUUUAGUUUAUUCAAAAUUUUUGUAAUAUUAAUAUUU
Fopius arisanus is the source of this 2497-nucleotide messenger RNA. RefSeq names its product zinc finger protein 704-like. Gene Ontology annotation, biological process: regulation of transcription by RNA polymerase II. Gene Ontology annotation, molecular function: RNA polymerase II cis-regulatory region sequence-specific DNA binding; DNA-binding transcription factor activity. Gene Ontology annotation, cellular component: nucleus. The record is from RefSeq and is a predicted model, not a curated record. The transcript is spliced from 3 exons. NCBI's taxonomy places the organism in Eukaryota, Metazoa, Arthropoda, Insecta, Hymenoptera, Braconidae. Bases 1 to 600 code for a protein of 199 amino acids.